CCGUACGAUUCGAGUGUCCAAGUGCGCAUCGCGUAGAAGGAAACAAAGGGAGAAGAAAAAGCCACAAGACAAGACCAAACCAAAUUAAAAAGAAAAAAAAAAUUUCUGAAGUCCCUUUAUCCAUCGCCGGGUCUUUAAGUCUUCACUCAGUCGGACGCUGAGCGAACGACCGAAGUCAGUUUGCUGUCACUUUUGUAAGAAUUGUCGUAUUUGUUUUAACAUUUCAACUUCAUUUGAAAAUUUUGAUAAUCACUUUACCAUCUUGAACCCACGAUUCUCCCUUUUUCUGCCACAAUUAAUCAUUUUUGUUUUUGCACUAGUUGGAUUUAGGUGUUUGUUACUGGAAUUUAAUUUCUAAAGUUUCAAUUUUUAAGGGUUUUAAAUUUGUUUAGUGUUGUGGGUAUUAGGGUUUUGCUGAAAAUUCAACUUGGGUUUGUGUAUGUUUUCUGGGUUUUAGAUUUGGUAACUGAUUUCAGCUGCUAUGCUUAUAUAAAGUUUAGAUUUUGUUGGUGAUUAGAUUUUUUUUUUUCCUCUUCUGCUGGGUGUGAUAAUUUGUUAAAUAGUAAUGUCUGUGAACAAUAAUAAUAACCUACAAAAGAGCCAUGGGGCAUCUUCUUCGCCAUUUGGUAAUUCUGGAAUGGGUAGUCUAUCCAUGCCAACAAACCCUAGUUUUGCACAGUCGCAAGCUCAGGCACAAAUGGUUGCUGGUUUCCAAAACCAGUUUCAGUUGCAAGCCCAGGCUUUAGCUGCCUCAAAAAUUCACGCUCAAGCAGCUCAGGCCCAGUUCCAUGCUCAGUUACAAGCUCAAGGAAUUUCCAUUAACCAACUCCAGAAUUCUGGUAUUGGAAAUUUAGGUUCAUCUUCGCCAUCCAAUCUAACUCCUGGCAGUGCAAAUCUGAAAAGGAUGCCUCAAAAGCCACCGGUGCGGCCACCUGGGGUUCCUAUGGCAAACAUGAGUUUCCCUUUGAAAACUAUGGAUCUUACAGCUGCUGCAAGAAGGAAGAGGCAGAAGCUUCCAGAGAAACAGUUACAAGAUAGAGUGGCAGCUAUUCUGCCUGAAUCUGCCUUGUAUACUCAGCUCCUUGAGUUUGAGGCUCGUGUUGAUUCUGCUUUGGCUAGAAAGAAGGUUGACAUUCAGGAGGCACUUAAGAACCCUCCUUGUGUACAGAAAACUCUGAGGAUAUAUAUCUACAAUACUUUUGCCAAUCAGAUUAAAACAAUUCCAAAGAAGCCAAAUGCUGAGCCCCCUACCUGGACGCUUAAAAUAAUUGGGAGGAUCUUGGAAGAUGGGGCUGAACCAGACCAGCCUGGAAUUGUUCAGAAAUCUAAUCCCUUGUACCCGAAAUUCUCAUCCUUCUUCAAGAGAGUAACUAUCUCCUUGGACCAGAGACUAUAUCCCGACAACCAUAUCAUUAUUUGGGAGAAUGCUCGAUCACCUGCACCCCAAGAGGGUUUUGAGGUAAAGAGAAAAGGGGAUAAAGAGUUCACGGUAAACAUUCGACUGGAAAUGAAUUAUCUGCCUGAGAAAUUUAAGCUUUCUCCAGCAUUAACAGAAGUUCUUGGUAUUGAGGUUGAUACGCGCCCAAGAAUUAUAGCUGCAAUUUGGCAUUAUGUGAAGGCUAGAAAACUGCAGAACCCAAAUGAUCCAUCAUUCUUUAACUGUGAUGUGCCACUACAGAAAGUAUUUGGGGAAGAAAAGAUGAAAUUCACCAUGGUUUCACAGAGGAUAUCACAUCAUUUAUCUCCUCCACAACCUAUACAUUUAGAGCACAAGAUUAAGCUUUCUGGGAACAGUCCUGUGGGCAACGCAUGCUAUGAUGUACUGGUUGAUGUGCCUUUUCCAAUACAGAGGGAAUUGUCUGCUCUAUUGGCCAAUGCUGAGAAGAACAAAGAAAUUGAUCAGUGCGAUGAAGCAAUAUGUGGUGCUAUCAGGAAAAUCCAUGAGCACAGAAGGCGAAGGGCAUUCUUCCUUGGGUUCAGUCAGUCUCCUGUUGAAUUUAUCAAUGCAUUGAUUGAAUCUCAGAGCAAAGAUUUGAAGCUUUUGUCUGGAGAAGCUAGUCGAAGUGCUGAGAAAGAGCGCCGAGCAGAUUUCUUCAACCAACCAUGGGUUGAAGAUGCUGUUAUUCGUUACUUGAAUCGGAAACCAACUGCCGGAAGUGAUGCUCCUGGAAGCACUUAAGUCAAGGAUUCUGGAGCUGUUGAUUGGCUACUGUUUCAUUAAUUCUACUCACUUGUUGUCGUAGAACGUCUUACUUUCGGCAUAUGGAAAUAGCACACUUAUAUCUCAUUACUAUGGAAGAUGGCCACGUGGAGACUUGGUCUGUGUUUGUAGAACCAGAAAAAUAUGCUCUGUAGUUUGGUUAGGCGUAACUGUCAUUUUUUUACUCAUCAGGUUCAAUGAAAAAGUUUGUGACAGUGGAUAUCUUUACUUCAGUUCAUAAUUUACUAGAGGUGGUCGUUGUGUUAUUCAAAACUCUCAUGACAUUUUGAGCUUAUGAUCCACAACCGUGUGAUGCGAUGUAUACUGUGACGAAAAGUAUAAACCUCUAAGAGGGCGUUUGAUUUGGGUAA
Molecule: messenger RNA, 2571 nt
Organism: Mangifera indica (mango)
Lineage: Eukaryota; Viridiplantae; Streptophyta; Magnoliopsida; Sapindales; Anacardiaceae
Product: SWI/SNF complex component SNF12 homolog
Exons: 2
Coding region: 566-2179 (537 amino acids)
Biological process (GO): regulation of transcription by RNA polymerase II
Cellular component (GO): nucleus; SWI/SNF complex
Source: RefSeq, a predicted model, not a curated record